AUGAUAAGACGCGUAUCAUGUUUGAGUUCGGCGUUAUUAGAUCGUCAUGUGACCGCAGGAUGUGUAACGCUUUUCACGUCUCUUCGCGGUACACGCAAUAAUCGACACGAUAGCAACAAUGAUGAGUUGACAAGUACUUAUUUUGAUAUGCAGGAUGUGGACGCAGAUCGCCUGAACCAUCACUAUUGGAAUUCAUUUGGUUUACCGUAUGAAGAUAUGUUGUUGAUGGAUGAGUGUCUUCUGGAUGAGAAUGGUGUAGAUAUUACCGAGCAGAUCCCCAUGCGAGAUCGUCGUCUUUUGCGUGGGGAGUACCUGUGA
Trypanosoma theileri is the source of this 318-nucleotide messenger RNA. RefSeq lists its product as uncharacterized. Lineage: Eukaryota; Euglenozoa; Kinetoplastea; Trypanosomatida; Trypanosomatidae. The transcript has a single exon. Bases 1 to 318 code for a protein of 105 amino acids. The record is from RefSeq and is a predicted model, not a curated record.